AUGAAUGAUCGUUCAAUUGAUCGCGAUCUCUCAUUGACUUUUCCGUCAAUAAUUUCAUUGAAACUCGAUGUUCGUGAUGCACCAUUUAUUUUCACAAGACUUUUGCGAUGCAUGCCUAAUUUACAACACUUAACAAUCAACUCAUUGGAUACUUAUUUCGGUAAUUUAAAAAACAUUUUGGCGGGUCGAGUUGAUGAUCUUGAUAUCCAUGUUCAUAACUUUUAUAGAGGUAAACCCUCCAUUUAUAUGAAUGGAUCCAAAUGGGAAGAAAUUAUUGUUAAACAUUUACCACAACUUAAAACAUUUCAACUGAAAAUGAAAAUUCAAUAUUGGUCUAGGAACAAUAAGGAAGAUGACAUUGAUAAACUAAUUACUUCAUUUGGAAAUCACUUUUGGAUUAGAGAACGUCAAUGGUUUGUUCGUUGUGAUUGGAAUCCCGAGCCAACAUCAUCUUACAUAUGUCUCUACACUUUGCCUUAUGCCUUUGAUCAUUUUGAUACUCAUACCGCUCUUAUUCGGUCUAAAUCGACUUCUCCCAAGGAAAAUGAUUAUUGGCUCUAUGAUCAUGUGCGAAAUCUGCAUUAUGACUACUCGUUAACCAAUAAUUCGGCGUUGAGUCGUGCUUGCUUUUCUAAAAUUCAUUAUCUUUCCAUUGAACUUCCAUCCAGUGGCAAUAUAUGGCCUACCCUGUCAACAUUUAUUCACCUGAAUUAA
Messenger RNA from Rotaria sp. Silwood1, 714 nucleotides. Lineage: Eukaryota; Metazoa; Rotifera; Eurotatoria; Philodinida; Philodinidae. The record is from the annotation of a GenBank genome assembly.